Molecule: messenger RNA, 342 nt
Organism: Trichophyton rubrum CBS 118892
Lineage: Eukaryota; Fungi; Ascomycota; Eurotiomycetes; Onygenales; Arthrodermataceae
Exons: 1
Coding region: 1-342 (113 amino acids)
Source: RefSeq, a predicted model, not a curated record
AUGCUGGUUAUUCAUAGCCGUGCUAUGAAUAAUGAUGUAUCUUACGCUUUCCAUAUUCCAUUGAUGCAUUAUUGUUGGCAGCGCCAUUUCAAUACCCAAGUAACCCAAGCAGGGCUCACCAUCACUCAAUCCUUCACUAGCUCUGUCAAGCAGGGCCGGUUAUACCAAGUCACUAGAAAAAUACCCAGGAAUUUGCUUGGAAAGCAGUGGCCAGGACAGCUGUAUAAAAGCUUGCCCAUUUUAUGUUUGCUGCAUUCUGUUCUUGAAAUCUUGCAACUCUCUACACAAUCAUACUCCCGACUCCUGUUUCUGCUACAGCUGCAGCACCCUUGUUGGUCCUGA